UUGGUAUUGUCUAAAAUGGUAAAAAAACAUAAAUCAGCAACAAAUUUAACUAUAAAUUUUCUUUCUGGCGAAAAAAUUUUAAUUCAAUUAGCAAAAGAGUCGACUAUGUUUGUAAAGAAAUUUUUAAUUUACUUGAAACGAAAUGGAGGGAAGCUGUUAAUUGCACAAAUGAUUUUUGCUGACGAUGGAAUUAAACUUAAUAGUAUAAUUUUAUAA
Molecule: messenger RNA, 216 nt
Organism: Meloidogyne enterolobii
Lineage: Eukaryota; Metazoa; Nematoda; Chromadorea; Rhabditida; Meloidogynidae
Source: the annotation of a GenBank genome assembly